UAAAUUCCGGGCCUAGUGCACGUGAACCCACAAACUUUGAGCAGAACUGCUACGAGCCUCCGGAAAUUCUGGCCUCGUAAACCCUCCCCCCAAACUUCAUCCAACCUCAUCGCCAUCGAGGGCCGGCCAUCAAUACCGAAAUUAUUCAAGAUGGUCAACCUGCGAACUCAGAAGCGCCUUGCCGCGUCGGUCAUUGGCUGCGGCAAGCGCAAGAUCUGGCUUGAUCCCAGCGAGCAGAGCGAGAUUUCAAACGCCAACUCUCGCCAGACCAUCCGAAAGCUCGUCGCCGAUGGCCUCAUUAUCCGAAAGCCGGUGACGAUGCACUCGCGAUCCCGCGCCCGCGAGCUCAACCUGUCCCGAAGAGAAGGCCGACACCGUGGAUUCGGUAAGAGAAAGGGUACUGCCGACGCUCGUAUGCCCACUCAGGUCCUCUGGAUGCGCCGCCUUCGAGUCCUCCGACGCCUUCUGGUCAAGUACCGUGCCAGCGGCAAGAUCGACAAGCACCUCUACCACGAGCUCUACCACCUGAGCAAGGGUAACACAUUCAAGCACAAGCGUGCUCUGGUUGAGCACAUUCACCGUGCCAAGGCCGAGAAGCAGCGUGAGAAGGCCCUUAAGGAUGAGAUGGACGCCAAGCGUGCGAAGACCAAGGCUGCCCGUGAGCGCAAGUUGGAGAGAGUGGCGGCAAAGCGAAAUGCCCUGCUGGCGGAUGACGAGUAAAACCAUUUUGAAGGACAUUCUCGGUCUGAGGGGCUGCAUUUGGAGUCUACGGGUUGGGUUUUUUUUCUACGCCCUUCUGGUUUCUACAGUCGUACCGGUGGGUUUGUGGCAUGUAGCAUUGAAAAAAAAUGAAAUGGUAAAUGCUCGAGGUAAUUCAUUCGUUCAAUCUGUGUUGCACUAUAUCGAGCAUUUCGUACCUGUGAUAGGCAUAGGUACCAGGUAUGACUUGAUGACUCUUAGGUGACACUUAGACAGGAGAGAUUUGAGAUAUGGAAUGGAUGCAUAACUUCUUAUAAAGAUAUCGUAUGAUUUAGCAACGGGUGAAAUGCGGCUUGUAAAAGAAACAGUGAGAUAGAAAAUCACAUCCAAUUUGUU
This is a messenger RNA of Trichoderma harzianum CBS 226.95, 1095 nucleotides long. RefSeq lists its product as hypothetical. The transcript is spliced from 3 exons. Lineage: Eukaryota; Fungi; Ascomycota; Sordariomycetes; Hypocreales; Hypocreaceae. Gene Ontology annotation, biological process: translation. The record is from RefSeq and is a predicted model, not a curated record. Gene Ontology annotation, molecular function: structural constituent of ribosome; RNA binding. The coding region runs from base 151 to 720 and encodes 189 amino acids. Gene Ontology annotation, cellular component: ribosome; cytosolic large ribosomal subunit.